Opisthocomus hoazin is the source of this 569-nucleotide messenger RNA. It is a transcript of the gene CD7, whose product is annotated as CD7 molecule. Gene Ontology annotation, molecular function: signaling receptor activity. Lineage: Eukaryota; Metazoa; Chordata; Aves; Opisthocomiformes; Opisthocomidae. Gene Ontology annotation, biological process: adaptive immune response. The record is from RefSeq and is a predicted model, not a curated record. Gene Ontology annotation, cellular component: membrane.
CUAAAGCCGGUGUAGUUUUUGAACAGUCGCCACUCUACGUCAAUCCUCAGCAAGGCCAGUCUAUCAACAUUACCUGUGUGUUGGAAAGCUCCCAUGAAGAUGAAGGGAUCUACUUGCUCAAGACUUGCGUACAACCUGAAAGAGUGCUAUAUGUUUCAAGUCAGAAUGCUUCAGCUAUUUUUCCAGCUUUUGCUAAUCGUUUGGAGUAUUCAAAAGAGGAAAAGAAAAUAGUGAUAACUCUGCACAACCUAAGGAAAAAUGACAGUGAUGUGUAUGUAUGUGCUGGGGUGUUCAAAGGAUCCUCUUCCCUCUCAGUGAGCAGAAGUGGCACCAUGAUGAUGAUUAAAGAGGUGGAGCAGACCGCCUGCAGUAAUAGCUCCUGGGCCAUCUACGGACUUACUGUGGUGGUAGCACUGCUGUUUUCUGCUCUGAUAUGCUGCACCUUGUACCGCGUCAAUAUGAAGAAAUACUUUCAGAAAAGUAAACCAAAUGCAGUAUAUGAAGAUAUGUCUUACAGUUCUAGACGUAGCACCUUGGUGAGAACCAACACUUACUCCAUUCACAAUUAA